Molecule: messenger RNA, 6513 nt
Organism: Sphaerodactylus townsendi
Lineage: Eukaryota; Metazoa; Chordata; Lepidosauria; Squamata; Sphaerodactylidae
Gene: TTC7A
Product: tetratricopeptide repeat domain 7A
Exons: 18
Coding region: 38-2410 (790 amino acids)
Biological process (GO): phosphatidylinositol phosphate biosynthetic process; protein localization to plasma membrane
Cellular component (GO): plasma membrane
Molecular function (GO): protein binding
Source: RefSeq, a predicted model, not a curated record
CUUCCCUGUUGUACACGAGACACCCACCCACGCUAAGAUGGCUGCGAAAAGCUCGCACUUUCACCUGAAAAUGGAAGAGGCGAUCGAGAGGUGCCGGGCGGACUGCCAGUGGGAGAGGAUGCUGGCCGUCGUGGGGCAGAUGCGGGCGCGGGCGACGUCCAGCCCCCGGCGCAAGGGGGCCAAAGGGGCUCCAGAGUCCGAAGACUAUGAGAAUCUACUAGUUGCAGAGGCAAUGCUGGAGCUAUGUUUGAAAGAGAAUCUUGCCAAAAUAAAGGACGCCGUUCCGUUAACGGAAAAGAAUGAGCCAAAAAUGAGUGAUGCCAAAAAGCAUUUGACUGGCAUUCUAAACCGAGGGAAGUUACUGCCAAAAGAUAUGACAGAAGCAAUGCUGAUCCUAGCCAAGCUCCAUUACGUUGAAGGCUCUCACAGGGAAGCCAUCAGUAUGUAUGCCAGAGCUGGUCUUGAAGAUAUCUCAGUGGUACAUAAGCCCUUGUAUAUGCUACGGAUGUUAACAGAAGCUUUUGUUAUCAAAGGAUUGUCCCUAGAACGCUGUCCCAAUUCUGUUGCUUCCCGGGCCCGGCUGUCAGAAAGGGAGGAGGAAAUCAUGGCUUGUUUUGAAAAGGCAUGUGUGAUAGCUCAAGUGUACUUGCAAGAACUUGAGAAGAGCUUCAGCAACACACAUUCAAGAGGCAUCAAAGGGAGUCAUGUGUCAUCUCAGGACUUUGAACUUCCUUACUUCUUGGAAGCAGCCCUACAGAGCUCCUAUGUGGCUCAUUUGAAAAGGGGCAACAUCGUGAAAGGAAUGAGAGACCUCCGAGAUUUAUUAAGGACCACAGAAACAAAAGCUACUCAGAGCUUCAGAAUGGCAGCUGCCAAACAACUGGCAGAACUUCUCCUUCAUUCGUUGAGUGAAGAUUGUUACUGGAGCCCCUUAUCUGAUCCUGUCCCUGAGUUAAUGAACAAAGAAGAUAACUCUUACAUUUGCACUACUCUGCGGAGAAGAUUGCAGCUACACACUGGAGAUAACCUCUACAGCCCUAAAGACAACGUAGAAGAGGCCCUCCUCCUACUCCUGAUCAGUGAGUCCAUGGCUUCUCUUUUCCUUCUUUCCUUUGACCAGUCUUCACAUGCCGUCUCAGUGCUCAGAGAAUGUGCAAAGCUACGUCCUGAGGAUCCUACAGUCCCCUUACUUGCUGCCAAGGUCUGCAUUGGGCCUCUGCACUGGCUGGAGGAAGGAGAACAUUUUGCCAAGAUGGUGAUAGAUCUGGGAGAAGAUGCUGGGGAGCUUCUAGCAAAGGGCUACUUGGCCUUGGGCCUGACAUACAGUCUUCAAGCAACUGAUGCUACCCUGAAAAGCGCGCAAGAUGACUUGCAUCGGAAAGCACUUCAGACUCUGGAAAGAGCACAUCAGUUGGCACCGGAAGAUCACCAGAUCAUUCUCUACCUCUCUCUGCAGCUGGCCCUGGUCAGGCAGAUUUGUGAUGCAAUAGAACACCUCCAAGAAGCAGUGAAAUUGUGCAAGGAUCAUAUGAAUUCCCUUCACCUGCUUGCCCUCCUCUUUUCAGCCCAAAAACACUAUCAGCCUGCUUUGGAUGUCAUCAAUAUGGCCCUGUCAGAAUAUCCAGAAACCUUUAGCUUACUCUUCACCAAAGUGAAGCUGGAGUUGGUGGAUAAAGGACCAGAAGAGGCUUUAGUGACCUGCAGGCAUAUGCUGCAUCUAUGGCAGACACUAUAUAAUGUUUCACAGCACAGUGAUUCUGAGAAAGCAAGCAGUGUGACUGAGGUGCCACCAGUCAAGAAACAUAACAGCAUGUAUCUCACACUUCCUGACGCCCAUGAUACUGAUUCUGGCUCCCAACGAGCUUCUUCUAUCGCAGCAUCACGGCUGGAACAGGCCAUGUCUGAAGUAACCAGGCACAGUACUACUUUGAAGCAAGGGCCUAUGCAGCUGUGGACAACUCUUGAACAGAUUUGGUUGCAGGCUGCUGAACUGUUCAUGGAACAACAGCAUCUCAAAGAAGCGGGCUUCUGUAUCCAGGAGGCAGCCAGUCUCUUUCCCACAUCUCACACUGUGCUGUACAUGCGUGGGAGGCUCGCAGAGAUGAACGGCAGCUUGGAGGAGGCUAAGCAAUUGUAUGAUGAAGCGCUAACAGUGAAUCCAAAUGGAGCAGAAAUCAUGAACUGCCUGGGGCUGCUACUGAAUAGGCUUGGACGAAAAAGCCUGGCUCAGAAGGUUUUGCAGGAUGCUGUCCGAGUGCAGAGCACCAGCCACAAAGCUUGGAACAGCCUUGGAGAAGUUCUUCAUGCUCAGGGCAAAAAUGAGGCUGCUGUUGAAUGCUUCCUGACAGCUCUGGACCUUGAAUCCAGCAGUCCCAUAGUCCCGUUUACAGUCAUUCCGAGGGAACUCUGAAGGUUUCAUUCCAUGCACAUGCAUUCAGUAGAGGAGAUCUAAUAACACACCUAUAAAAGUUCUUUUUUAAUAUAUAGAAGUUCUGUCUUUUUAGGUGUCUCUAGACAUCCAGUUUACAGUGCAACAAAUGUAGAGACAUUGAUCAUUUGUUGCCCCGAAUAUAGACAUCUUUCCUCAGGGAAGUGCUGCUGUUUCAGGGAUCUCACAUGCCCAGCACUCAUAUCACAAUAUGAAAAGGCCAUUCUUUUUCUAGGUAAUGGGGCUGUUGCAAUUCACAGUUUUACCCAGAAUAAGCCUGCAGAGCUUGUAACCCACCACGGUAACCACCUGUUACUCAACCUGGAGCUCAGCCCUCAGUUCAUAUCCUAUUGUGCCUGCCUGAGAAUUCAAAAACAGGAAGGCUUCCAGGCUCAUGACUGGUCCCCAUACAUGUCUGAUGGUCCAUGUUCAAUUUGGACCAUCACUAAUAGUGCAAGCCUGAUCCUUAAAAGGUUGUGUGCAUGUCACUGGCAUCUGUUGGUUAGUGCCUGUGUCCUCCUUGAUGGUGACUGACACAUAACUUCUCCCCUUGUUCCUGUGUCAUGUAGUCAGCAUACCAGCAGUGCUGCAAAAGGGGGCUUGCUGCAAAAACGGUGCUUGCAUGGGACCUAAAACUGACUCCUGUACAAGCAAAUUGUGGGGAAACUGACUCCUGUACAAGCAAAGUGGGGGGAGAGGUUUCCAUUGACACCCAUCUUCUGACUUUGCUUUGACACUUUGUGCUUACUGCCAAGGAGCAUCUUAACUUGAUAUUGUCAUGACAUUAAAAAUAUUCUGCUUUCCAACUUUCCUUACAGAACUCCAAGCUAAAUUCUGCAUAGGCAAAAGUCCCCUAUGUGCAAGAUAACCCUCAGGGUUAAACAGUUUCUGUAAUACUUAAGGUUUCCAACUUCUUAUUAGCCCUUUUCCCUGUAACUGCAACCAAAGGUACAUAAAUCAAGCAAAUGAAGCUUUUCCAUUUGUGUUAUUUACCUGAUUGGAAAAACUGCCUGUCUUAAUUUCCACAUUUCAUGCAGUUGUUAAAAGCUCUGGCUACACACCCUGUUUUAAGACUUAGGGAUCUGAAUUGUGUUGAAAUUUCAUUGAUUUCAAUGCAAGAGUUCAGCAUAUGCUUAAAUCUCUCCCAUGGAAAUCAAAAAGUACCUACUUGGACUAAGUUAAUCAUUUGUUUUUUGAAGGUAUAGGAUGGUAAAUAGGCUUACUCAUGAAAAGUGCUAUACCUGAUUAUGAAUUUGUAUUACCUGAACUAUUAUUCCAUUUAUAUUGUACUUCUGACCUGGCAUGGAAAUAUAUGUAGCACUGGGGCAUGGGUAGAGCAUCACUAUAACGAGGAAGAUGUGAGGCAACUUAGCUUGUUAAGUUCCAGCAGGACCAUUCCCACUAGACAGUGCAUUGGCUCCAACCUGUUACACUGGUACUAUGGGAUUGGAAUGUACAAAAGUCUUGUCAGAUGGGGCUGUAGUAAGGAGAAGAUUGGAGUAGAUUUCUGUUCAGCAGCUGGGGGGGGGGGUGUUGGAGCAGUGCAUGAUGGGCAAAAUGAAAGGUCACCUAUAACCUUCUCUGAAUCAAAUCUCAGAGAAACACUGCUGCAAAUCUAGUUUGACCUAGGGAAAAUUGCCCAAAGCAACACCCUUUUGAAAGAAAAAUGGAAAGAUAAUAUAGGCAUCUCUGUGGUAGUGGAAUUCUGUAGCUGAUUAACAGUGUGUAUUAAAAAGGGCUUGCACCAAGUCACUCUUCAUUGCGUAGUAUGUGACCGUGUAUGACCAAGUACAUUGUAGGGUCUGAAAUUAUUCAUUCCAUCCUGUUCUUUGCAUUGUUCCUGGAAUGUAGCAUGGAUGAGGUCCAAGGGACCAUUCCAUGUCAAUAAUUCCUUUUGCCUUUUAAGCUUAUGCUGUCCAAUUCAGGCUCUUUAGAUUUAAUGGAUACUCUGGGAUAAUUUUUCACUUUAUCAUUGAUUCUUGAUGAUUCUGUUGUGACCAUUCCAGUUUGCCCCAGCUAUGCACCUGGGCCAAAUACACCAUGUUCCCAGAAAAAUCACUUGAUAAUUGGGUUAAUGGAUGAGAAAGUACAAGUAUGCUUUUAAGUCCCUCCAUUGCAUUCUUCAAGGUAACACAUCCUCCACUAAGAUCAUCUUGCAUAUUUCAUUUCUGUCAUACUCAGGAACUAGUAUCACCUCCAUCAUAGACUAGGCAUUCACUGUCCAAGCAAACGGAGAGAGACAGGGCCACCGGAAUUUGGUUUGUCACAUACAUUGCAAUCAUGAUAUGUUUCAGUAUUAUAAUUGUCUAUAGAGACAAUUACUCAAUUUCCUUGGUCCAUCUGGAUCUAUAUACUCAAUAUGCUCAGAUGGAUUAGGAAUCGCCAGCAUAAAUGGCUGCUGUGUGCCCAGUUCCCUAGCUGAGUGUCAUGAGCCAGCAGAGGAAUCAGAUGCAGAGCCAGACAAUACAAUAGACCAGGAGCUGGCUCCUUGAGAAGAGAUGCAAGUAACAGAGCCAAGCCCUUCCCUGACAGCUGAGGUUGAGCCACAUGCAGUGCAACUGGGAGAGUCUGCAGCAGCCCCAGAGAACUAAGUGAUGAGUCAGCUGCACAAAGAAGGCAAAGGCAGAGAUAGCAGGUAAGUAAUGAAAGGAGAAGUACCUGCAUUGCAGUUCAAUAUGGCAAAAAGCUCUGCGGACUGGAAACAUCAAUAUCAGAGGAGGACUGAGUCUUUUCAGGACCCUGGCCUUGUUAGGAAGGGCAUCCUAUUUAAACCCUUUCUUGGGCUUGGCUCUGCCUGGGUGCAACAAGUGUUUCAUUGGAAAACUCCACAUACCAGAUUCCCUGCUUUACGCCUUGUACCUUCAUGCCUAGCCUGCCUGCUUGAACUGCUGGACUUGCUUGAUCCCAAACUGUCUGACAAUGCUCUUGCCUUCCACUGGCCUUGACCUUAGACUAUCUGACCACACCUUUGCCUGCUACCCACCUUGGCCUUGGUCUGUCUGGCAUGCCGUAGCUCACUCUGGCCUGCAGCACACUGAGGUUAUACACACAUCCUCUUCAUAAAGAGAAAAAUGCUGCUAUUCAGAUGAGUGGGAGGGGCUAAUUCCCUUUCACACUCCUCCUGAAGCUGAUAGUCAAGUUUCCAGCUUUUCGGGGGGUGGGGGGGUAUAUGCUACAUGUGCAAAACUGGGAUCAGACCCUGUAACAUAAGCAAAGGUAAAUCUGAAUGUUUACUGUACUCUGUUGAAAAGCAUGGAUUUUAUUUUGCUUAUUCCUUUAGUGUUUGAUCUGCAUUGCCUAGUUUGUGAUACUGUUUGUGUUCCUAUAGCUACAACUUACCAUGAGGUUUUUCCAGGGCAAUAACUUUAGUAGGCCUUCUCCUCAUUAAGGGCACAAUGAGCUCUCACUCACUUCAGUGGGGCUUAAGCAGGAAAACUUCCCAGUAGCUAGAACUAGAGUGAGGGUCACAAUCAUAGAAUCAUAGGCAGAUCAAAAAAAUUACUAUCUUUACUACCUGAAGCUUUCCUAAUAGAACUGCCUGACAUUAAUACAAGUACUAGGAACUAGUUUUGUGUAAUAGGCAUAGCAUUAUUAUUAUUUAUUAGCUGUCCUUCCCUGGGGGGGGGGGGAUAUUCCUGAAAUCUAAUCACAGUAGUGUCCCACUGAAAGCAAUGAAAUGAGACCUAGUCCUGACUAAUUUGUCUCAUUGAGUUAAAUGGGACUUUAGAAGCAAAUAAUUUUGCUAGGUUAUGCCAGCAACAGCUUACAAAUCAUGCAAAAUAAAUACAUUAUUUAAAUUUAGGAGCCUUUGAUAGUUGUACACAGAUCCUGAUUACAUUAGGUAUCUAUAAAUUAUAACUGCUUCAAGAAGGAGUCAGGACCCAAAGCAAUUUGUCCUUUUCUCUCUUGCCGUCAUGAUUCUCAAAUAUAGUAUGCUGAACCAAAGCUCUGCAUGAUGUUUUGUUUCAUUUGCAAGUUGUUUAGUGAUGCCUUUGAGACUUUUUUGUUUUUUUCCAUAUGAAAUAUAGUAAUGCUCAAUUUCAAAUUGCUUUCACCAGCUGAAUAAACAAAUCCCAUGGCAAAAA